Molecule: messenger RNA, 1554 nt
Organism: Linum trigynum
Lineage: Eukaryota; Viridiplantae; Streptophyta; Magnoliopsida; Malpighiales; Linaceae
Source: the annotation of a GenBank genome assembly
AUCUCCAAUCCAAAUCCGACCAGUAGAAGGGAAAAGACUAGAGUCUCUCGUCUCCGUAUAAAAGCAGGGCUCUGUUUCUCGCUUUCUCAGUACGUUCUGGGUCUCUCUCUUUUCAUUCCAAUCCCGAGCUUCAAACUUCUUUGUCUCCCGCAGCCAUGGCGACGAACAAUUCCUCCAUCGCCAAACUCGGAGACGAUGUCCUCGCAGAAAUUCUCACUCGUCUUCCGGGCCCCAGAUCCGCCUUCAGAAGCAGAGCCGUCUGCAAGCGAUGGAACGCAUUCAUCUCAACUCCCUGCUUCUCCCACCGUUUCGUCGCCCACCACCGCCAAAUCGGCUCAGCGGCCGAACCCGAAUCCGAACCCGAACCCGAACCGCCGCUUCCAAACCCCUCCAACCUGCGGGAAUCGAUCUUGACCUUUCUCCCCCCUGCCUAUCGUCGGCCUAUCCCGUUUCACCGUCUUGGAUUGCUUCAAGGACUUGCUCUUGCUAGGGUUUCGAUCGUCCGAUGAUAACGACGAGCUGGAACGAACGUUCUUGGUCUGCAACCCGUUUACAAAGCAAUGGAUCGCCCUCCCUCUAGCCGCUCAGAGUCGGCCGAGAAGUUCUGGCACUACUACUGCCUCCUUCGCAAGAUUAGUGUGUAGCAACGACGAAGAAACAUCGUUCACUUAUCGAUUUCGCGUGGUGCGUAUGUGUAAAAACACAGCUCAGCAUUCAACAACGUGUCCAAUAUUGGACGUCUUCUGUUCGGAGUCUGGAGAAUGGACGAGAGUGGCUCUUGAUCUUCACGGCCAAUUUGGACCGCACGUGGACCUACUCUGUUUUGCGGUUCCCCUCAAUGGGAAACUGUAUUGGAUGAAUGGGCUAAAUCAAGUUGUUGAGUGGAAUCCUUUCCGCCCGUAUGAUCAAAUGCGUUGCAGUUCAAGUACUGAUGCCAUUGAGAUCAGUAGAUCGCUCUUAAUCUCGUCGUGGCAAGAUUCGUUCUUAAUCUCGUCCUCGCAAGGUGUUCUGCACAUCGUUCUUCUUCGAGCGUUUUCGAGACUCAGGAAAGUUCUGAUCGUUUGGAGGCUUGAAGAAGAAGAAGAAGAAGGCAGCUGCUGGAAGAAACUUUACGAAGUAUCGUUGGAGAAAUUUAUGCAUAGCACUAGGUAUAACGCUUCCAAAUAUACGUUGCAGUUUGAGGCGUGUGAUGUAGUUGGUCACCAUCAACAAAAAUCUGAAAUCGUCUUUUUAAGUUGUCAUCAUAAAAGUUCUCUGCGUUUCUAUGUAUUUUCAUGCAAUUUGAGGACGGAGGAGGCCGAGUUCUUAUUUUAUCACCAUGAGCUCCUGUGCGAUCCGACGAUAUUCCAUCAGCCCAAGGUACAUCUUUGGACGACUCGAAUUUGUAGUGAAAGAUCAUCACUAUGUGCUCACAAUGGAAGCUAUUGUUUUUGGGUUUGAACCUAGCAACCAAUAAAAACUUAUAUAUAGACAAGGAUAAGUAAGGACCUUUUUUUUUUAUGCGAAGUACAUUUUGUAUCGCUUUUCAUCGUGUAAUGAAUCUUAUUAUAAAUG